This is a messenger RNA of Lepidothrix coronata (blue-crowned manakin), 2369 nucleotides long. Its product is annotated as dystrobrevin beta-like. Lineage: Eukaryota; Metazoa; Chordata; Aves; Passeriformes; Pipridae. The record is from RefSeq and is a predicted model, not a curated record. Gene Ontology annotation, molecular function: zinc ion binding. Gene Ontology annotation, biological process: synaptic signaling. Bases 744 to 2066 code for a protein of 440 amino acids. Gene Ontology annotation, cellular component: synapse; plasma membrane. The transcript has 10 exons.
CUGAAAUCUAAGAUGAGUCAAUGUGAACACCCUUAUAUAAUUAAUAAAUUUAAUUUUAUACUUCCACAAAGUAUUUAUUACGGUUCAGAAAUUAUUUUAAACUGUUUAAGUGAAGUGUGAGUUGAAGCCCAAACCAGUAACUUCUUCUGCCAGUGCAGGUAUGCCCUGAGUUUUUAUUCAAGAUCUUCAUCCCAAUUAUAUUUUUAAGAGUGAGUGAGCUGAGGGGGGAUGAAAGCUUUUCCUCGAACCACCAGGAAUAUUUGUUCCUCCAGAUCAGAAAGUCACUCAGCUUCCUUCUGUGUGUGUCAAGCACAGCUCGGAUCAGCCUGUGCCCCAAGGAGGGAUUCUGAUUUAUUUUAAUUACAACUUGUUUCUGAGCACAAAUAGGUCUGAGCACAGUUUUGUCCUCGUGCAGCAGCUGCAGUUAAAUAUUAUUUCUGCUAGUAAAAUGCAACACCAGGAAUCUGAACAGACUCAGAUUUAACAAUUUGCAAAUUAACUUUUUUUUUUCCUUUUUCUGUUCUCUUCGGCCGGUGAGGCUGAGUUUCAGUGCAAACCACUGUCUGGAGAUGGUUAUCAGAUCCUAAAGGUCAGAGUCUCCUUUGGAGUAAAGGUGGAAAUAAAACAAAAUAAAACAAAAUUGACUGUCAGAAGAAAAAAAAAAAAAUCUUUGGCCGAUUCAGUGAGUUGAUGACUAAACUGGAGUCAUCCAGCAGCAGUGAGGAAGCCCCUGGAACUGCAGGAUGAUUGAGGAGAGUGGGAAGAGGAGGAGGACCAUGGCAGAGAAGAGGCAGCUGUUCAUGGAAAUGAGGGCUCAGAACUUCGAUGUCAUCCGGCUCUCCACGUACCGAACCGCCUGCAAGCUGCGCUUCGUGCAGAAACGCUGCAACCUUCACCUUGUUGAUAUCUGGAAUAUGAUUGAAGCCUUCCGAGAUAAUGGCCUUAACACUUUGGAUCAUAACACAGAGAUCAACGUGUCCCGGCUAGAAACAAUCAUUUCAUCCAUCUACUACCAGCUAAACAAACGCCUUCCUUCUACUCACCAGAUCAGUGUAGAGCAAUCCAUCAGCCUCCUCCUCAACUUCAUGGUAGCAGCAUAUGACAGCGAGGGCCACGGGAAGCUGACGGUGUUCUCAGUGAAAGCCAUGCUGGCCACCAUGUGUGGUGGGAAAAUCCUGGACAAACUCAGAUAUAUUUUCUCUCAGAUAUCAGAUUCCAACGGACUAAUGAUAUUUACCAAGUUUGACCAGUUUCUGAGGGAGGUUCUGAAGCUCCCCACGGCCGUGUUUGAGGGGCCUUCCUUCGGGUACACGGAGCAUUCCGUGAGGACCUGCUUCCCUCAGCAGAAAAAGAUCACGCUAAACAUGUUUUUGGACACGUUGAUGGCUGAUCCUCCCCCCCAGUGCCUUGUGUGGCUCCCUCUCAUGCACAGACUCGCCCAUGUUGAAAAUGUCUUCCACCCCGUGGAGUGCUCGUACUGCCACUGUGAGAGCAUGAUGGGAUUCCGGUACCGGUGCCAGCAGUGCCACAACUACCAGCUCUGCCAGAGCUGCUUCUGGCGAGGCCACGCCAGCGGCCCCCACAGCAACCAGCACCAGAUGAAGGAGCACUCCUCCUGGAAGUCCCCGGCGAAGAAGCUGAGCCACGCCAUCAGCAGGUCCCUGGGCUGUGUCCCCAGCAGGGAACCCCCCCGGCCCCUGUUCCCUGAGCAGCCAGAGAAGCCCCUGGACCUCGCCCACAUCGUGUUCCUUUUCUCUGUGCUGCUUCCGUGCUGUGCCUCCCCGACAGGAGGUCGUGGUUGGCACCGUGAUGCCUCUGGAAAACAAACUCCCUGUGCUGGCACCGCUGCCCUGGGGGAGGCCAGGAGUGGUGGGGUGGGCUGGGCCUGGCUGAGGGAAGGCAGUGGAGCCAAAGUCUUCCCUCUGCCACAGACCAGCAAGCUGGGGGAAUUCUCCCCUUUGCCAGGACUCCUGAAUUCAUUAACGGAUCAGACACAUGUCAGUCCCAGCAGGGCAGGGAAAGGGAAAGGCCAGAGCAGGUGUCUCACUCUGGGGGUUGUGCUGUAAUGCAGGAGCCACUGGAGGAGCUGCUUGAGAAGUGCCCCGAGUUUGCUUUGGGCUUCCAACUGGGAACAGGCAAUCCUCAGCUUCCCAACACGGGAUUGCCUUUUCCUUCUCAACCCAACAUUGCCUUUUGGGACUGGGACAGUGGGGACACAUCCCAACACCUUCUGCAGGGACUGGGACAGGGGGGACACAUCCAACACCUCCUGCAGGGACUGGGACAGUGGGGACAUGGCUGGACACCUCCUGCAGGGACUGGGACAGUGGGGACACAUCCAACACCUCCUGCAGGGACUGGGACAGUGG